AUGGUGGUGUACCGAAUCUUACUAUUGGCAGUUGCAUUUGCGCUGUCACAAAACAUCGCUUGUGAGAAUGGUGAUUGCCGUCAUAAUAAGAAAAAUCCAGAUACUCUUCAAGCCGUAUGGCGGCACGGUACUAGCAAAGACAAACAGCUGGAUUGUUUUACUCGUAAUGAUUCUAAUUCAUUUAUUACAACAAAUUGGGGCUUGAAAAUUAACGAUAGUGAUUCGUUAAAAGCUGGACAGCGUGGACCUACCUUACUGGAAGACUUUGAGUUUCGCGAAAAAAUAACUCACUUCGAUCAUGAGAGAAUACCGGAACGUGUUGUUCAUGCUCGUGGUUCGGCAGCUCAUGGUUAUUUUCAGUCAUAUAGCGACUGGUCGAAUUUGACUCGUGCUAAGUUUUUGCGUGAUCCAUCAAUCAAAACACCUGUAUUCGUUCGAUUUUCGACUGUAGCUGGUCCUCGUGGUAGCGCUGAUACUGUAAGGGAUGCAAUAACAUACCCGUUUUUUUUCAUCCAAGAUGCCAUCAAAUUCCCAGAUUUAAUUCAUGCUGUUAAAGCUGAACCGGAUCGAUCGUUUCCAACUGCUGCCUCAGCUCAUGAUACGUUUUAUGAUUUUAUUUCCUUAUCACCCGAGACUAUUCAUAUGGUUCUCUGGGUUUUAUCCGAUCGUGGUAUUCCACGGAGUUAUCGCAUGAUGCAGGGCUUCGGCGUUCAUACAUUUCGUUUGAUAACUGAAGAGAAUCGUGCCGUUUUUGUAAAGUUCCAUUGGAAUCCGAAAUACGGACUGGCAAGUCUUGCAUGGGACGAAGCACAAAAAAUUGCUGGGAAGGAUCCUGAUUUCCAUCGUCGCGAUCUGUGGGAAGCUAUUGAAAAAGGUGACUACCCAGAAUGGGAGCUUGGAGUGCAAAUUGUAAAAGAAGACGAAGAAUUUGAGUUUGAUUUUGAUCUGCUUGAUCCAACAAAAUUCAUUCCUGAAGAACUCAUUCCCGUAAUUCCACUAGGAAGAAUGGUCUUGAACAGAAACCCAGAUAAUUUUUUUGCUGAGACAGAACAGUCUACUUACCAUCUGGGUCAUGUUGUUCCUGGUAUUGGCUUUACAAAUGAUCCGCUGUUACAAGGGAGAUUAUUCAGCUACCUCGAUACACAAAUCAAUCGCCAUCACAGUGCUAACUUUCAGAAUAUUCCUAUAAAUCGGCCAGCUGUUUCAAUCCAUAACAAUUACCGUGAUGGAUUCAUGCAGACAGUUAUUAAUAAGGGUAGAGUCGCUUAUUAUCCUAACUCGCUACAAGAGGGUAGUCCACAUCUAACACCACCUAAUCAUGGUGGAUACAAGACGUAUGCUGAAUUAACCGGUGGUCCGGUUUUUCGUGGAAAGUCACCAUCGUUUUUCAAUUUUUAUUCCCAAGCUCAAUUAUUCUACAACAGUUUGACCGAUAUCGAGAAACAACAUUUGAUUAACGCAUUACGAUUCGAACUUGGGCUAGUAGAAACGGUAUCAAUACGAAAGAGAAUGAUCGUACAUUUUAAUCAUAUUGAUCACGAGUUUGCUAGCCGAAUUGCUCAAGUCAUUGAUGUUCCAGUCCCCAGAACAAUUUAUCCUAACUUUAACAAAUCAUCUCCUUCUGUCAGUAUAGAACAGCACCCCCGAAAGACAAUCAGAACACGCCAUGUUUUAAUAUAUAUUGCGGAGGGUGUUGAACUUUCCAUUUUGAAUGUUCUUGUCCGACUGUUGAACUCCAAGGGAGCGUACUUAAUAUUUGUUGCACCAAAACAAGGACGAGUAAGAGGAACGAAUUACAUCGCCACUCAGACAUUCGCUACCACAGAUGCCGUGUUAAAUGAUGCAAUUCUUGUACCCGGAGGACAACGAGCUGUUGAGCUGUUGCUGAAGAAUUAUCCUCAAUAUUUAAAUGGACAACCUAUCAAGUUUUUACGUGAAGCUUACCAACAUGGUAAACCUAUUGCUGUCAUCGGGGAAGGGCUUGAAUUGCUCAGAAGUGCUGAGAUCACCCUGGGUAAUGGCGUAACUUUCUUGCACAGCAAUGGAGAUUCUGAAGCUUUCGCGCACGAUUUUGCUAAAAAUAUUCUUCAUGGUCGAUUUUGGUAUCGAGAAGUCCUAGACAAGAAGCUACAGCAAAACUACGAUUAG
Messenger RNA from Didymodactylos carnosus, 2148 nucleotides. NCBI's taxonomy places the organism in Eukaryota, Metazoa, Rotifera, Eurotatoria, Philodinida, Philodinidae. The record is from the annotation of a GenBank genome assembly.